Molecule: messenger RNA, 1692 nt
Organism: Laccaria bicolor S238N-H82
Lineage: Eukaryota; Fungi; Basidiomycota; Agaricomycetes; Agaricales; Hydnangiaceae
Exons: 8
Coding region: 1-1692 (563 amino acids)
Molecular function (GO): 5'-flap endonuclease activity; crossover junction DNA endonuclease activity
Source: RefSeq, a predicted model, not a curated record
AUGGGUAUCCCUGGCAUCUGGAAUAUUCUGCUGAAAGCAAAGCAAUCACGCCCUUUCACUGAGCUCACAGUUUUAGAAGGGUUUGAGGCAAAUCGGCGUGGAGCUCGGACCCUCAUGAUUGGUGUUGACGCAAGCAUUUGGCUGAACCAGACACAGUCGAUCUUCCAUGUACCGGGCAUGCAUUACCAGGCUGGUGAAAACCCCGAGCUCCGAACCCUUUUCUAUCGCCUCGCGUGCUUCCGCAAGCUCCCAAUCCACCUUGUUUUCGUUUUUGAUGGAGAACACCGUCCGUCGAUUAAACGAGGCGUCAAUGUUUGCACCAAGGCACAUGCGCUGACGAGCUCGUUCCAGGAGUUCAUUGAGCAAUAUGGCUAUAGUUUCCAUACCGCACCCGCAGAGGCAGAAGCAGAACUGGCGGUCCUCAACUCUCACGGGAUUAUUGAUGCCGUCUUAAGCGACGAUGCGGAUACGCUCCUUUUUGGAGCAACUCAUCUCAUUCGGAACCCCAAUGUCAAAGAAGAUGGUGAUAACAUCAAUAUCUACACGGCUGACGCCAUCUGUUCGACCUUGUCCCUCACAAGUGGUGGAAUUCUAUUACUCGCGAUACUCAGUGGAGGUGACUACGAUCCGGGCUGUGGUAUGACAACGGCGUACAGCCUUGCUCGUGCUGGCUUUGGUGACGAACUACUGCAUGCCACGAAGACCUGCCCGCCACCGGAACUGGAACGGUCUCUUGAGAAAUGGCGCAAUCGCUUACGCAUGGCGCUUCGGUACAAUGACGCUGGUCAUCUCUCUAGACGCCAGGUUGCCCUUUCAAACAGUGUACCCAAUACAUUCCCCGACCCCAGAAUCCUUGCCCUUUAUGUCAAUCCCAUCACAUCAUGGUCCCCCGGCCAGAAACUACCCAAUACAGCUGCAUGGGUACCUCGAGAAGUCAACCUCACCAAACUAGCUGCGCUCUGUGAGCGCUCGUUCACCUGGGGCACUUCAGACGGUAUCCUUUCAUGCUUCCAAGAACAUGUUUGGCCCGGCAUGACUCUUUAUCGACUGGUUGAGGAAGCCAAUGUUGAUCCUACUGCAAUGCUUACGGCGCAUUUUGCCCAAACUAUUGCUGAAGGGACGUUUGCUCUCUCGUCCAUCCUUCGCAUCGUUCGACAGCAGAAGGCCGAAAAGAAAGCAGUUCCAGGUUAUACUGUGGAAGUUCAAACAGGCCACCUCUCUACGGCCACGCUCUCUGGUCUUCGAGGUCUUCGAACGUUCACCGAAGCUACCACAAAGUCCGCUACAAAGAAGACAAAAAUUUUGCUGGGGAGAAUGAUGGUAUGGGUGCCCUGCUCCAUUCUUGAGCAAGCACUGCCAGCCCUCGUCGCACGCUACCAGAAGGCACAAAAGAGUAAGAACAAGCCCAGCCUCGCUGUGUCUUCAACCUACAAAGCUAUAUUCCCGAAGCUUUUUCCCACUGCUGCCAUCGCUGGGCAUGACACGGCACCUGUUGCUGGGCCUAGCACUGACCAUAGGGUCGGCCCCAUCGCUGCGCAUGGGGGAGCUUCCACUGCCGCCGUUGCUAGGGGUAUCAUGGCACCCAUCUCUGGGCUUAACGUGGUGCCCACUGCUGGGCAUAGCAUUGCGCUCGUUGCUGAGCAUCAUGCCACACUUGGUAGCUCACUAGACAAUGCUAUUUACAUUGAUUGA